This is a messenger RNA of Chelonoidis abingdonii (Abingdon island giant tortoise), 1296 nucleotides long. NCBI's taxonomy places the organism in Eukaryota, Metazoa, Chordata, Testudines, Testudinidae. The record is from RefSeq and is a predicted model, not a curated record.
CUCCCUCUGGCCGGCCGCCCCAGCCCUGGCCCCAUCAUGGAUCGGAUGAAGAAGAUCAAGAGGCAGCUCUCAAUGACCCUGCGGGGGAGCCGGACAGCCGAGAAGAACCUCAAUGAGCAGAUCAACAUCGAGGAGAACAACAGCAGUGACACUGGCCUGGAGGGGAAGAGCGGGCGUCCCUGGGGCGCCUCGCGCAGCGUCUAUUCCUUCCUGCAGCGCCGGCCGCGCCUGGGCAUGACCCGCAGCCUGAGCGCCCACCUCGCCCGUGCCAGCCGACUAGAGAUGGUGCAGGAGGACGUGAAGAUGGGCUCCGACGGGGAGAGUGACCAGGCGUCCGGCACUUCGUCCGACGAGAUCCAGUCCCCCGUGCGUGUCCGCAUGCGCCACAGCUCGGCCCGCAAGAUCUCCUCUGAGGACAUCAACAAGCGGCUCUCGCUGCCAGCCGACAUCCGCCUGCCUGAGGGCUGCCUGGAGAAGCUGGCGCUGAACAGCCCCUUGUUCGAGCAGCCCCUCAGCCGGCGCCUGCGCCGUGUCUCGCUGUCUGAGAUCGGCUUCGGGAAGCUGGAGACCUAUGUGAAGCUGGACAAACUGGGAGAGGGGACAUACGCCACCGUCUAUAAGGGCAAGAGCAAACUGACAGACAACCUGGUGGCGCUGAAGGAAAUUCGCCUGGAGCACGAGGAGGGGGCGCCCUGCACAGCCAUCCGGGAAGUGUCCUUGCUGAAGGACCUGAAACACGCCAACAUCGUCACCCUGCAUGACAUCAUCCACACGGAGAAGUCGCUGACCCUGGUCUUCGAGUACCUGGACAAGGACCUGAAGCAGUACCUGGAUGACUGUGGCAACCUCAUCAACAUGCACAACGUCAAGCUCUUCCUGUUCCAGCUGCUGCGGGGCCUGGCGUACUGCCACCGCCAGAAGGUGCUGCACCGCGACCUCAAACCCCAGAACCUGCUUAUCAAUGAGCGGGGCGAGCUCAAGCUGGCCGACUUCGGUCUAGCGCGGGCCAAGUCCAUCCCCACCAAGACGUACUCCAACGAGGUGGUGACGCUCUGGUACCGGCCCCCCGACAUCCUGCUGGGCUCCACCGAGUACUCCACGCAGAUCGACAUGUGGGGCGUGGGCUGCAUAUUCUAUGAGAUGUCCACGGGCCGCCCGCUCUUCCCUGGCUCCACUGUGGAGGAACAACUGCACUUCAUCUUCCGCAUUCUCGUCCCCCCAAGCCCACAGCCAGCUUCCAGUGACCCCACCUCAGACACCCCCGUUCGCAUCCCCCUCCUGGGUCUCAGGUUAUAA